Messenger RNA from Pterocles gutturalis (yellow-throated sandgrouse), 1056 nucleotides. It is a transcript of the gene C5AR1, whose product is annotated as complement component 5a receptor 1. Lineage: Eukaryota; Metazoa; Chordata; Aves; Pterocliformes; Pteroclidae. Gene Ontology annotation, molecular function: complement component C5a receptor activity; G protein-coupled receptor activity. The coding region runs from base 1 to 1056 and encodes 351 amino acids. The record is from RefSeq and is a predicted model, not a curated record. Gene Ontology annotation, biological process: inflammatory response; complement receptor mediated signaling pathway; positive regulation of cytosolic calcium ion concentration. The transcript has a single exon. Gene Ontology annotation, cellular component: plasma membrane.
AUGGACUUCUCCAUGUCCAACUACACCUUCAACUACUCCAACGACUGGGGCGACUACUCCAUCGACGGCUUCGAUGACUACGACGUCCCUCACAGCUACCGCGCCAUCCUGGCCCUCUACGCCCUCAUCUUCCUCUUGGGCGUCUUGGGCAACGGAGCCGUCAUCUGGGUGACGGCCUUCGAGCUCCGCCGCACGGUCAACGGCGUUUGGUUCCUCAACCUCUCCAUGGCCGACCUCCUCUGCUGCUUGGCCCUUCCCUUCUUGGCCCUUCCGCUGGCCCGUGACCACCACUGGCCGUUGGGUGGCUUCGCUUGUAAGCUUCUCCCUUCCCUCACCAUCCUCAACAUGUUCGCCAGCGUCCUCCUCUUGACGGCCAUCAGCGCCGAUCGCUGCGCCAUGGUGACCCGACCCGUUUGGUGUCAAAACCACCGAACCCUCGGCUUGGCCCGAGGGGCUUGUGCGGCUGCUUGGUUCCUCGCCGGGCUCCUCACUCUUCCAUCCUUCAUCUUCCGCACCACCCGUUUCGACGUCUUCUCCGAGAAGACCACUUGCGUCCUGGAUUAUACGGCCGUUGGGCAUCACCAACGUUUCACCGAGCUCCUGACGGCCGUCACCCGCUUCGUUUUUGGUUUUUUGGUUCCUUUCGUGGUCAUCACGGCUUGCUACGGUCUUCUCCUGGCUCGUGUCCACAGCAAAGGUUUUGCCCGCUCUCGGAAAGCCAUCAAGCUCAUCUUGGUGGUCAUCGUCAGCUUCUUCGCCUGUUGGUUGCCCUACCACGUCGUUGGGUUGAUCUUGGCUUCUACCCAACCAUCCAGCGCCUUGUUCAAGGGUGCCGUGGAAGCUGACCCCAUCGUGGCCGGCGUCGCUUACAUCAACAGUUGCAUCAACCCCAUCAUUUACGUCAUCAUGGGCCAAGACUUCAAAGACAAGUUCCAACGUUCUUGGAAAGCCGUUCUCCGGGGGGUGCUGAGCGAUGACCCCACCAGCACCAUGGGGGACAGCAGGAUGAAGACCAAGUCCACCGUGGAUGAUCAAAGCGUCAGCACCACCAUCUGA